AUGAUACCUUCGGGGACCUCCGUGACUUAUGUCACUCCAGACUUUUAUCGAAAACAGCUACACUCGAUAAAAUGGUUUAUUCUGCCUUGUUUUUUUCUCAGUAUUUUUAUCGCCAUUCUUUUGAAGUUACGCACACAAAUAUCAAACAGUAAAUCUUCAAGUCUAACUUCCAUAAUGUUGAUCCCGAAAGAAAGAAUGGGAAAAGUGCUUAAAAUUUAA
Molecule: messenger RNA, 219 nt
Organism: Clunio marinus
Lineage: Eukaryota; Metazoa; Arthropoda; Insecta; Diptera; Chironomidae
Source: the annotation of a GenBank genome assembly